ACUACUGCGCAGGUUUUCUGCGCAUCUAGCAACCUUCCGCCAUUUUUGUUUCGCAAACACUCGGUGAAAACUUGUCGAGACUGAAUUUCUGCGAUUUACAGACAAUUUUGAGACGUUUUAGGAACUACUAACACCAUGACUUCGUACAGGGCAGCAGACUCGAAGCGUGAGGAGUUCAGGAAGUACCUGGAGAAGGCCGGCGUCUUGGACGCCCUCACAAAAGUGCUUGUUGGUCUGUAUGAGGAGCCGGACAAGCCAAACAAUGCCUUGGAUUUCCUGAGACAGCACCUUGGUGCCAGCAGCCCAGAGACAGCCGAUGUGGAGGGCCUGAGACUGGAGCUGUCCGAGGCCAGGCAGAAGGUGGAACAGCUGACCGAGGAGAACGCUGAACUCAAGGCUAAGCUUGCUCAGUACGAGCCCCCAGCAGACGACCAACCUGCCGACUCCGCUUCUAUGGGUAGGAUCUGUGCGAGUUUGUAUCCUCUCUGCCGCGUAGUUUUUCGUAGCUAUCGCCCAGGAUUUUGCCGAACUGUUUCGACGUCUAGCACCAAGGCUAGCACCGGUACCUUUAGGCCCUAUUCACGUGAAACGUGUUUUACCCCAAGAAGGAAUUUGAAGUCAACCCAGCGCUAUAGCAGCUCGUUUUGUGCAGCCUUUGCCAUGGAGAAAUCACCUGACAAAAAGGAAAGUACCGCCAAAGGGAAACGCCAGCCUUCAGAAAAAGCUGGCCCCUCCAAGCGUGCCAAAAUGGACUCGCCCAAGGACAAGAGUCGCCACAACUAUAAACACAAAGUCUUCGAGCCUACCCGGAAGACGGUGGGAUUCGACCAGGUCAUGUUUAACGAGACCACCAGCUACAUCGAAAACGGCCUCCGCAAAGUACAACCCUACUUCUUCACCUUCGAGGCUUUCGCCAAGGGGCGCUGGCUUGGUAGAACUGUCAUGGAUAUCUUUAGCAGUGAGUUUCGUGCCCACCCGCCAGAGCACUACAAAAAAGCCAUCAAGAUGGGACGACUUCUACUAAACGGCGAACCUGUCAAACUCGACACGGUCCUAAAAGACAACGACUUUAUGCAGAACACUGUACACCGCCACGAGCCCCCAGUUGUAGCAGACCCUGUGGAAAUCGUAGAAGAGACAGACGAUCUUGUAGUCAUCAACAAGCCUGCCUCGAUGCCUGUCCAUCCGUGCGGAGGCUACAGACACAACUCGGUGAUCUUCGUCCUGGGUAAGGAGCAUGGGUUCGAGAACUUACACCCCAUCCACCGACUGGACCGGCUUACAUCGGGGAUUCUCAUCUUUGCUAAGAACCUGGAGACCAAGCACAGGCUUGACGCACAGGUGAAAGGCAGGGAGGUGAAGAAGGUGUACCUCGCGAGAGUGAUGGGGGAAUUUCCUGACAAGGUGGAGUGCGACAAACCGAUCUUCGCGGUGAAGCACAAGCUGGGGGUCUGCCGCGUGUGUCCGGAAGGGAAGGACGCCAAGACGACGUUCGAGAGAGUGAGCUACAACGGGCGGUCGAGCGUGGUGCGGUGUUUCCCAAAGACGGGCCGAAUGCACCAGAUCCGUGUACACCUUCAGUACCUCGGCCAUCCGAUUGUUAAUGACCCUCUGUACAACAGUGCUGCGUGGGGGGCGGAUAGGGGGAAGGGGGGCAUCGAGGGAUCCAGCAUGAACAAAGUUCUUGAAAAGCUUGUCACUGAGGAGACUGAGAGACAAUCUAAAGGCAGUGAAUCUUCACUUGAUACUGCACAGACUGGUACAUCUGGUACUGGUACAACAGAACAGGAGCCCUCAAAACAGAACGCUGACCUUGACACUCCAGACAGAGAGGAGGGGUCAAAGGGGAAGGGUCAGGGGGUUACAGCGAGCACAGUUAGCACAUGUACAUCCACAACAGAACAGAGCACUGGCCCUGAUGCUCAAGACAGUGAGCAGGGGUCGAAGGGGAAAAGUCAGGGGGUCACAACCGUUGACCCCAUCUGUGAUGAGUGUAAGGUCAGUCGUCGUGACCCGACCCCAGAAGAGCUGGUCAUGUACCUGCAUGCCCUGAGUUAUGAGGGGGAGGGCUGGGGGUAUAAGACCCCACCCCCCAAGUGGGCCAGUGAGGACUGGGUACAAGACUAG
Messenger RNA from Branchiostoma belcheri (Belcher's lancelet), 2127 nucleotides. RefSeq names its product RNA pseudouridylate synthase domain-containing protein 2-like. Gene Ontology annotation, biological process: pseudouridine synthesis. Bases 136 to 2127 code for a protein of 663 amino acids. The transcript is spliced from 8 exons. Gene Ontology annotation, molecular function: RNA binding; pseudouridine synthase activity. Lineage: Eukaryota; Metazoa; Chordata; Leptocardii; Amphioxiformes; Branchiostomatidae. The record is from RefSeq and is a predicted model, not a curated record.